Messenger RNA from Lymnaea stagnalis (great pond snail), 201 nucleotides. Lineage: Eukaryota; Metazoa; Mollusca; Gastropoda; Lymnaeidae. The record is from the annotation of a GenBank genome assembly.
AAUCUCGACAUCUUGAAUUUGCAGGAUGUUCAGCUUGUCGAAGCUUACGAUGUCAUUAUUCAUCUGGCGGCAGAACUGGACAAAUCGCCCGAUUCCGCCGAACACGUUUUUUUAACCAACGUCGAAGGCACGGUCAAUCUUUUGCGUGCGAUGCGCGAAAAUACGGUUUUUAUUUACGCUUCGACAAAAGACGUUUACGGG